Messenger RNA from Medicago truncatula (barrel medic), 2207 nucleotides. RefSeq lists its product as uncharacterized. The record is from RefSeq and is a predicted model, not a curated record. Bases 1141 to 1941 code for a protein of 266 amino acids. NCBI's taxonomy places the organism in Eukaryota, Viridiplantae, Streptophyta, Magnoliopsida, Fabales, Fabaceae. The transcript has 6 exons.
UUGGUUUUUUUAGAUUAAAGUUGGAUUUGAAUCAACUAAAAUUGAACCCCAUUAGUUUAAAGUUGGUUUCAUCUUUUUUGUUCACAUGUUUUUACUCAUGUUUUUUUGUUCUCUGAAUUGCUUUUGUUCUCAAAUGGGUCACUUUUGAAACCAUGUUUGUUCAUAUUCUUUCAUUUUCUUGUUUCUAUUAUGUGUUUUGGUUUCUUUGAAUCCAUAAUUGAAGCCAAUAGUGAAGAAAGGCGAACCACACGAUGAAGAAUCAGCCGCGACUUUGUUGUCUUCCAAUCUCAGUGGUCUUGCGAUCUACACUCUUGGGUGUCUUAAGAGUAUGGGAAUUCCUGAACAUCGAAAAUGGAUGUAUAAAAGACUUCUUCCCAAUCGUGCUGGAAUGAGAACUGAAUUUGUCAGUGGUGUUAAGAAUUUUAUAGAACAAGCAAUUAGGCAACCUGAGUUUACAGAUAAUGGGGGUAAGCUUAGGUGUCCUUGCAGUAAACAUAGAAACAUAGAUUUCUUAACUCCAGGUGAGGUUACCCUUGAUUUGUAUAAGCAUGGUUUCCAACCAAGCUAUUGGUGUUGGGAUUCUCAUGGGGAGAGUUCUUUAAGCUCAAGUAGUAGAAAUGCAAAUAAUGUGAACAGAGAAAGCACUUGCAACCAGCCGUCAAGUUUUGAGUCACAAAGAAAUAACUAUGAGGCUAUGAUUGUUGAUGUUAUUAGGCCAGAAAAUUUGGACCAAUUUGAGCCACAGCAGGAGGAACCUCCAAACAGGGAAGCCAAACUCUUUUAUGAUUUGUUACAAUCUGCGCAACGACCAUUGUGGGAGGGUUGUGAUACCCACUCUGAAUUAUCUAUGGCGGUUGAACUGUUGCCAUUGAACCUGAUGAUGAUGAAGGAAUUGAGCAAGAAGGCCUUGAAGAAAUAGAGCCGUAUGGAAAUGAGUUCAAUCCAUCAUCUGCUAUUCCUUUCUUGACGAAAUCCAUUAAGAGCAAAUUGGAUUGGUUUUGUCCUACAUGGGGACAUGCAUCUCUUGACCAGAAGUUGUUAUGGUUUACUGAAUUUAAGAAGUAUUGUAAAUGGCAUCCUAAAUAUGAUGCUAAGAUUCGACAAAUUUUUGAAAUCAAGGGAGAAGCUAGAUUCAGAGGUAUGAUGUUUCAAGAGAGAAAAAAUUAUGCAAAAAAUUCUGAAUACAGGCCAAAGUACAUCCCUGAGCCAGUAUGGAAUCAAUUAAUACAUUAUUGGGCAUCCGAUAAAAAUUUUAAGAAUUUAUCAGUGGCAAACACUGCAAAUCGUGCUUCAACUCAAGGUAGCUCCAUUCAUACUGUUGGUUCUAUAUCUAUGGGUGAGAAGGAACGUAGGAUGGAGAAUGAAAUAGGAGUCAAGCCUCCAGUGGAGGAGGUAUUUGCUAUUUGCCAUAUCAGAAAGGAUAAGAAAUGGGUUGAUAGUAGAGCUGAGCAUGCCUAUGGAGCUUUUAAGAAGAGAAAAGCAGAGCUUUUGGAAAUAUCUAUGUCUCAAAAUCAAGAGGAAGAAGGAUUGUCUUCCGAAAGCCAUAAUAAUAUGCCAGAUGACUUGACUAUUUGGAAAGAAGUAGCUCCUAAAGGUAAAAAAGGAAAAUUAUAUGGUUUAGGUUCUAUAGGAACAAAUACUUCGAAGUAUACUAUUGGUUCAUGCUCGAAUGCCUUUAAGGAAAAAAACAUGGAACAAGAGCUCUUAAAAUGGAAAGAAAAGGUAAAAGAGCAAGAACGUAUAAACCAAGAGCAAAAACAAAAAUUAGAGCAGCAACAAAAAAGAAUUGAGUCAAAUGAAAGCAUGCUUGCAACUUUAUUUGAAAAGUUGAAUAUGCCAUUGCCUCCAAACUUUGCUUGUGCGACACCUAUGCAAGAUGAACCAAAUGAUGUUGGUGAAGCCUCUAAUGAAAACAAUGAUGAUAAUUUUGGAUUUGAAUGAUAAGUUUGGCCCAACUGAUUUUCUGUUGUUCAACUGUUUUGUGGUUGUUGCUACCAGUUUCUCUGUUUUUUUUUUUGAUGAAUUAUGUGUUUGACUACUGUCUUGUAUUUGGCUUUGUCAUGGGAGUUCCUUUUGGUUGGAGUUAUGUUGUCUCCCCUAUCCCUGCUAGUGCACUUCAUUGUGUUACUUUUAUUGUUGAGUAUUGACUAAUGAACAAUUUAGCCAUGUUAGUUUGUGAUAUACUGAGUUAGAACAUUGAGCACUUA